Dermochelys coriacea (leatherback sea turtle) is the source of this 3148-nucleotide messenger RNA. RefSeq names its product RING finger protein 112-like. The coding region runs from base 1407 to 3002 and encodes 531 amino acids. Gene Ontology annotation, molecular function: GTP binding; GTPase activity. Lineage: Eukaryota; Metazoa; Chordata; Testudines; Dermochelyidae. The record is from RefSeq and is a predicted model, not a curated record. The transcript has 13 exons. Gene Ontology annotation, biological process: protein homooligomerization; endoplasmic reticulum organization.
GUAUGAAUUCUGAUAACUCGUUUGUUUCUUGGAAAGAGCAGUUUCCAUACUGCUUUCAGUUUCCUGUGUGAGACAGGAAACAGACCCGUGGAGGGUGUUACAGCAAGCUACUGAUAUACAACAAUGAAACCUGACAGCUCUCACCGAUGGCCCUGCAGCUCUUCAUAGUAUGAUCGCUGCCCUCUGGCCUCAAAGUCUGGGAUCCACAGCGAAGACAUUGGGAUGUUGAGGAGUGAGGUGCCCUCAGCAGGGAUCAGAGUUAGCACCACAUUGUGGAUUGGGGCCAGCUUGCACCCUCUCACAGCUGAUGUGUCAGGCUCUCUGCAAACCCAGGGAGAGUUUAAGGAGUGGUUCGCCCUACAUUUAAAGCCCAUUAAACACAGGGAGACACGAUUCCCUGGCGUCGCCCUGGGGUAACAGUCACAUGCAGAGCGAGCCAGGGAGCUCAAUGUAGGGCAUCCGGACUGGCUGGAGAUGAAGCCAGGAUGAGUUGUUAGCUCCUUCCCUGCCCAGACAUCACUGCCAGUGUGUCCCUAAGGAGCAGCAGGUCGGCAGGCUGCUCUGAGAUCCCUACUCUGGGCAGGGACCCUUCAUUCCUCAGCUCCCCCAACGGGCCCUUUGACCGGGUCUGGUGGAAACGCAUGUGCUUUAAUGGGCACUGGAAGUGCUGGAGUUGUGACUCCCCUGGACCUAAACAGUUUGGCCAGAGCCCUAGCGGAGAGAAAGCUCCUCGUCAGCUCGACACCUUCAGGAAGUCACCACUACUUCUCCCUCCGGAGAUAACACCCCAGCAGCUGCGUCUUCUCAGAAAUGAGGGAUAUCUAGAACUGAAACAAAAACCCUCAGCAAAUAUUCAACUCUCCCAGUGCUGGGUAACAGUCACCCAGAACCCGGGGCUGAGAUGCAGUCACCUCUGGGGCAGGGCAGGUGGGGUACAGCUAUGCAUAAUGUUGCACAGGGAUGGCUCGCCCAGCACUGAGCUGCAGCCACCUCUGGGAUAGAGCAGCUGGGGAACAGCCGCACAUAACACCACACUGAGAUGGCUCACAACUGUGAAAAUGUAAAUCAGUAAAAACUGAGAGAAAAUAUGCUUCAAAAUCCAUCAGAAUUAUAAGACAAGUAAAAAUCAGAUUCUGCCAAACUGUGCCAGGCCUUGCCAUGGCGGCAUUUCCCAACAGACACAUGCCAGGAUGUCGACUCGUCGUUCCAACGGUCACUGUUUUCCACAGGAAGCUGAUACGUUUGGGAGGCAAAUGUCACAGUCUGGAAAAAUCCCGGUUUCAAGUCCAAAAACCGCUUGGAUGGGAAAUUUCUGCCCCACCCCUUCACUGGCUGUUUUGCAGCUAGUCUGAGCUUGGAGCCGGGCAGUGAGGACAGGUGCAAGGUAUUCCUGCAGGAUCAGGGGGAUGGAGCAACUCCGGGAGGACGUCACCUGCUCCAUCUGUUUGGACGUCUUGAAUGACCCCGUCUCCAUCGAGUGUGGCCACAACUUCUGCCGGGGCUGCCUCUCGACUCACUGGAGCCAGAUCUCAGCCCAGGGGCACUGCUGCCUGGAGUGCUGGGCUCCCUGCUCCAGGGAUAGGAUGAUCCCAGAUGCACGUCUCAGAAACCAGGUGGAGAAACUCACCGAGCACCUGCGGGAAGAGCCAGAGCCACAGGGGCCAGGGGCUCAGCCAGAGCCGGGGCGCCCGGUGCAGCUGGUGUGUCUGGACGAGGAAGAGAACCUGAUCCUGGAUGAGGAGGCCCUGAGCCGCUGCCUGGAGCAGGGUGGGGUGGGGGACGCCCCCGUCUGCCUGGUGUCCAUCAUUGGGGUGAAGCGCCAGGGUAAAUCCUUCCUGCUGAACUACCUGCUGCGCCGGCUCCGGAGCCCGGACACAAGGGAUGGGUCAUGGAUGGGCCAGGAGGAUGAGCCCCUGGAGGGGUUUGAGUGGCGCCGGGACACAAAUCGAGUCACCAAGGGGGUGUGGGCGUGGAGUCAGCCCUUCUGGGUCCCCACCCAGAGGGGCCAGGUGGCCGUGCUGCUGGUGGACACCGAGGGCUCCAUGGACAUUGAGAGGAACAAGGAGACCAGCAUCAAACUCUCCGCCUUGUCCAUGCUGCUCAGCUCCUACCAGAUACUGAAUAUUUCGAAUGAGGUGAACGACGCAGAUCUUGAAUACCUGGAGAUAUUUGUGCAUGUGGCCGAAGAGGUGGGAAAAGCGUUCGGACUGGAGCCCAUUCAGCACCUAGACCUGCUGGUGCGGGAUUGGAGCAACUCCCCAGUCCUUGGAGCCGAGGGUGGGGAGCAGCAUCUGAGACACAUCAGACAGGAGAUGCUGAAGGCGAGGUCCCCUUGCAAACACCCCAAGGCCCUGGAAGCGCUGAGCAGAAACAGCAGCCGCUGUUACCUGAUGCCCUUCCCUGGCGAGCGGAUCACGAUGGGGAGCAAGGGAAGGCUGAGAGACAUGGGUGAGAAUUUCCGGGAGAGCCUGAGGGACUAUGUCACCACCCUGGUGGGCUCGGCCAGUCAACAUGUCCAGAUGGACCGGCAUGGGGAGAUGCUCACCGGGACACAGCUCGCUGCCAAGAUAAAGAAUUUAUCUGAUGUGAUGAAGAAACAUCGCUCCGGCUUCUCCUCUCCCUGUCAGAUGGCCAUCACCUUCCACAACCAGAGAGUCCUGGAUAGGGCCAGCGCAGACCACGCUGUGUUUCUGAAGGAGAAGGACGGCCUGUCCCAGCAGAUGGUCGACUGUCUGAAGGUGGAUCCGAGCGCGAUGGCGGAGCAGUUGGUGGAGCAGUGCAGGUCGCUGCUGGAGCGGUGCCGGGAGGAGAUGAAGGAGCCGGAGGAGACCCUGCUGACGGCGCUAGAGGAGGAGCUGACUCGGGAGGCCAAGACCUUCCUCGAGACCUAUGGAAAGCGCUAUCAGCGUCAUGCCAUCAGUGUGGGUGUUGCCGUAGGGGGCGUGGUCCUGGGGUUGCUGUGUGGUGGCUUGGAGUCCUUGCCACUGUUGCUGCGGAGCUAAGUGCUGCCGAGGCAGCUGCCCUUGGGGCAGGGGUGGGCAGUGCAACCGGGAUGUGCAUGGGCAGAAGGGUGGGUGGCGACAUCGGGCAGCAGGAAACCGCGAGAGCUGCAGAUGCCCACAGGAAAAGGGCAUCGCCGUCAGCAGAA